Gossypium raimondii (Peruvian cotton) is the source of this 2135-nucleotide messenger RNA. RefSeq lists its product as hypothetical. Gene Ontology annotation, cellular component: Ino80 complex. The record is from RefSeq and is a predicted model, not a curated record. The coding region runs from base 403 to 1965 and encodes 520 amino acids. The transcript is spliced from 2 exons. NCBI's taxonomy places the organism in Eukaryota, Viridiplantae, Streptophyta, Magnoliopsida, Malvales, Malvaceae.
AAUAAUUCUUUAGCUGUUGUUAUGCUUUGAUCUCUGCUGCUUGCUUCUGUACUUGAUAGCUUUUAAUGUUUUUCCCUUUUUACUGAAAUUUCCAUCUGUUUUAUCUUAUUUAUCUCUCAUGGUACUUGAUUGAUUUUCUCUAGAUGAAGAAUUUAUGAUCCUGUGUUGUAAAUCUGUUCAUUGUCUUAUUUUUGCUGCCUUCUCUUUCUUUUCUUCUUUUCCCUUGACUGGAAUGAACUGUGUAUUAGAUAUGUAUUUUGCACUGGCUUAUUGUUGUGAAAAAUGACUAUGUUUAUGCUGUCCUUGUUUGUUGUGGUACAUUUCAUUAGUGAAUCAAGUUUUUGCUUCUUGUUUGGCAUCUCCAUAUGACUAUUCUGUAGACCAAAUAUCCUACUGGUUUCUAUGGGCAUAACAAAGAUUUGCCCUUGGAAAUCAGGGGAUAAUAGUUGUCAGGUUCACAUUCCUGGCUCAUUAGAAGAUGAAGGCAAGGGAAAGGAAGAUAACCCUGUACAUGGGGCAGACUCGGGUAAGGAUCUCGAUGACUGUGACUUGGAGGGAAUUAACUGUGAACUGUGCAUGCUGGAAGGUAAGAUUUGUAGUAUACCGUAUGAACUCUUUGAUCUACCUGAUUUGAGGGAGAUAUUGUCAUUGGAAACAUGGAACUCAUGCUUGACAGAGGAAGACAGGUUCUGUUUAUCAGCCAAUCUUCCAGAUAUGGAUGAAUGGACCUUUUGGUUGACCAUGAAAGAGCUCUUCGGUAGUAGUGAUUUGUAUUUCGGGAAUCCCAUGGAUACAUUUUUCAAAAGAUUGAAAGGUGGAUUUUAUCCUCCCAAGGUUUGUUGUCUCAGAGAGUCCUUGCAGUUUCUUGAGAGGAGAAAAUAUUACCACACGUUAAGAUCUUAUCAUGAUAAAAUGGCACAAAUGUUCACAGACAUGAGAAGGUUGUGGGAUGAAUGUAGUGUGAGCACUGGUGUUGAAGAAAGACAUUAUAUGUGGAGAACAAGGAGGAGUUGCAGGGAUUCCAAUUUGCUUGACCUUAAUGCCGUACCAAGUGAUGGAUAUCUGUUAAAUGAGGAUGCUAACUUAGAUUCAGUCAUGUGCCAUUUGCCAAAGAGAAUGAAGACUUGGGAAACUGUUAGUACAAAAAACAUUGUUGCCAGUCCAUCUGCCGAUGGAAUGACUAUUAUUGCUCCAAACUACAGCACAAAGGGUGUUCUGAAGGUUAAGACUUCCGGCAGUAAUGCAAUUCACAACCACAAUCAGAAGUUGGUUGUAGGUGACAAAUCGGAACAAUGUCUAUCAGUGCCAAAGGUUCUGUUGAAAGCAGUAACCAAAGUUCCUUCUGUUCUUCCACCGCUAUCAAAAGUGUGCUCAAGAAGGUCACAAACAGCAUUGCUUGUUGGUGCCCAAGUUUUACGGGACCCCAAACCCGAACGUACAAUCUUGGGAAAUGCAGGUUGUUUUAGCGGGUCAUCGUUUCUAUGGCAGAACAUUGUUGGUAGCAAAAUGAAUCCUGAGCGAUCUGGAUGUAUGUUAAAUCACCAGGAUUGUACUUUCAGAAGCAAGGAAGUUGACUUUGCUGAUUCAAAGAGACACAAAUUGGGUGGUGAGAAUUUGUGGAAGAACUUUGACGUGGGAAAGACGCACAAAGGAAAUGGAGAUCGCAUGCAGGAAAAGUUUAUGGCUUUUCCCAACCAAAUAAAGACCCCAAGUGAUUUUAAUGUUGAAAAUUCAGAGAAGACAAAUAAACCUAGUGUUUCAAAGAGGCUUAAGUAUGAUCUUCCCCUUCCAUUGACUUACAAGCGAAGAAAGUCUCAAGCCAAAAACACAUCGGACCUCACCAAUUCACUCAGAACAGGUAUCGAUAUAAGAACUAGUAGUUCAAAAGAAUCAAACCACCCUUUGGGGAACAGUGUAAAUGCAUUCAAGUUUAAAUUCUUGGGUCCUAUGAACAGGGAAGCUUAAAUAGCAUGUCGAGGAACAAAAAUGUAAUUACCUCCUUGGUAUAAUAAAAUCCAUUUCUUAUGGUUCUAAACAUAAAUGCCUCCUUUGUUACAGGCUCCCACUGAAUGUAUAAAUCAGGUAUAUAUUGCAGAAAGGAAGUGAUACGAUCUGCUUUCAUUUUCUAAUGGUAU